Colletotrichum gloeosporioides is the source of this 165-nucleotide messenger RNA. RefSeq lists its product as uncharacterized. The coding region runs from base 1 to 165 and encodes 54 amino acids. The record is from RefSeq and is a predicted model, not a curated record. The transcript has 2 exons. NCBI's taxonomy places the organism in Eukaryota, Fungi, Ascomycota, Sordariomycetes, Glomerellales, Glomerellaceae.
AUGUGCGACUACACUCAAAGAGAAUUCCGCUGCAGUCACAAGCGCUAUAUCGUUUCCCGCUGGUGCAUAGUUUACAUCCGCACGCAGCAGCGCUGUCAACCGUGCGUCACGCACUUCGAGUACAGGUACGUCACAACCAUUUCUUUUUCCCCUAUGCCUCCGUAG